UCUUAAAACCUAAUCGUCUCUCGCGCUAAAACCCAAAGCCGGCGUAGUUCGUCGGAAAUAUCUGAUCCCGGACAAUCUCGCCUUUAAACUGUAAAUUUCGAAUUUUGGUGUUUCCUCAUAAUCAUAUCCCUCUGAUUUCAUGGUUUUCGAUUCGCAAUCGAUUUUAAAUUCUUCACUUUAUCGCGUUUGAUUUCCUCCUCUGUAAACCCUACUGUGGUUUUUUACCCGUUCCAGGCGUGUUUCGAUUCACCUAUUCGAUGUCACUCGUCCGUUGUUUAUCCCUCAGGUCGGUGCUUAACAUUCACCGUUACCGAUCCUCUUACGCAUGUCUCGUCCCUCUCCAGACUCGUCGCGAAGAAGAAAAAGUCGUUACACGCCAAAUCCGAGAAACGCGAAUUUAUCACAGUUUCAUUCACCACCGAAAUUCUUUAAUCGGCGGCUGCUCGGGUUUCUCUCCGGCAAUUGUGUCAAAUCGAACCAUUUCGACCUUCAAUUUCCCUGGUUCGACUGGCACUGUGGAAACCCUCGCCGAUUGGGUUUUGAAAUCUGCGGUUUCUAAUGUCUAUGCGAUACACAAUGUUGCUGAUGCUCUUGCUUCACUUCAACACUUGAUUGCUUUGUUCCACUCUUUCACGUAUUCUCAGUGGUGGGUAUGUAUUAUCGUCACGUCGCUUUUGAUUCGAGGAGUGACGAUUCCGGUUAUGAUUGAUUGGCUAAACAUCAUGACAAAGUUUUUCAAGAGUCUUGGCUCGCACCCUGCUUCAGCGCAAGGAGAUGUUCUAGACAUGGUAUCACUUCUCAGUAAAAGUCGAAGCGUAAUGUACACUAUGUUGGAAAAGGAAUUUCUUGGAGUGAAAGGAUCAGUCAUUGGUAAGGGAAUUGGUGUUCCGGUCUUCUGGCUCUCAAUGGAAGAGUUAAGACAAAACAUCGCUGGGAUUCUUGUGUCCUGUCUUCGUGGUAAGACGUUUUCAGCAGAGCUAAUCAGGAACGGAGUCUUAAGCAAAGGACGGUUAGUGGUGGUUGUUGGUGAUGGAUUCGGCCUCGAAAUCCAAAUGUUCGAUCUUGAUUUCUCUCUUAUCCUCAAACGUGGUCAAGUCCAGAAACAGGAUUACAAUUACCCUCAGUAUCUACUGGAGUAGCAGUAAUGAAUGCGAUUUUCGCAUAAAGCUAUGAUACGUAAGUUCGAAUUUCAUUUCAAUAGUUUAGUAUUUUUCUUUUUGUUGCAAGAGAUUUCGUAACUCAUUGCUCUUUCUAGCCUGCGCAAAGUGUGAAUAAAGCUUGUUUGAACU
Eutrema salsugineum is the source of this 1289-nucleotide messenger RNA. Its product is annotated as putative F-box/LRR-repeat protein At3g49150. The transcript has 5 exons. The coding region runs from base 258 to 1139 and encodes 293 amino acids. Lineage: Eukaryota; Viridiplantae; Streptophyta; Magnoliopsida; Brassicales; Brassicaceae. The record is from RefSeq and is a predicted model, not a curated record.